Molecule: messenger RNA, 2566 nt
Organism: Anguilla rostrata (American eel)
Lineage: Eukaryota; Metazoa; Chordata; Actinopteri; Anguilliformes; Anguillidae
Gene: phyh
Product: phytanoyl-CoA 2-hydroxylase
Exons: 9
Coding region: 466-1470 (334 amino acids)
Biological process (GO): fatty acid alpha-oxidation
Molecular function (GO): phytanoyl-CoA dioxygenase activity
Source: RefSeq, a predicted model, not a curated record
AGUGAAUGCUUCGUCCCUUUGCUUAUUCUGCGUCUUUUAGUCACUGCAUUUUUUUCUUUCGGUAUAACGAGAAAGUUAAAUGUAAUCACAAGGGAAUAUUCGAAUUGGGAAAUGACUUGUGGAAUAUUUUAUCGUAGUAACAAAAGACUUAGCAGCUCCCUACAGUUGCUGGAUAGCCAGCCGUGUAGAUCAUUUCCUCGAUAUUUCCUUUCAGUUUGAAGUUCGUUUCUACUGAGUCUGUUGCUGCCACUAGCUUACAUAUAGUAUAAUUAAUACGGGACAUCAGAAUAAUAAUGAUUAUUAUAGUUAGACCAUGUUUCUAGCCAGUAUUCAACGUGAGCGUCUGACGUCAUUGUAACGCACUGCCCUUGAUCAAUGACGGCUGCGCCUUGUUAGAAAACUGGCUGGCUGCACUGAGCGAAGUUCAUUUUACUACACAAAUUGUUUAGAGCGGAUAAAAACAGCAUGUCCCGUGCAGCGGAUAGACUGAAGAUGGUUCUUAAUCAUCUGGACCGAUCUACAGUUCACGUCACUGCGUCCUCCACGUCUACACAAGUAUCGUCAUACUAUCAUAAUCCCACUCUAAGGUACACUUUGGACAGUGAUGCUCUGUCCCCUGAGCAGAGGCUCUCAUACGAGGAGAAUGGCUUCAUCCUCAUCAAGAACCUGGUGUCCGAGGAGGACAUCGACAAAUUCAGGGUGGAGUUUGAGCGGAUCUGUAAGGGGGAGGUUAGGGUCCCAGGUCUGCUGGUGAUGAGGGACGUGGCCAUCGCUAAGUCUGAGUUCGUCCCGGACCAGAAGGCUGUUUCCAAACUGCAGGAUUUUCAGGAGGACCCCGAGCUCUUCCGGUACUGCAGCCUGCCACAGAUCCUGAAGUAUGUGGAGGCCUUCACUGGACCCAACAUCAUGGCCAUGCACACCAUGCUGAUCAACAAACCACCUGAUGCAGGUAAGAAGACCUCCCGCCACCCGAUGCACCAGGACCUGCAUUACUUCCCCUUCCGGCCGGUGGACCGGAUUGUGUGCUCGUGGACGGCCAUGGAGAGGGUGGAUCGGAGGAACGGGUGCCUGGUGGUCCUGCCUGGGACCCACAGAGGUGCUCUGAAGGAGCACGACUACCCCGAGUGGGAGGGCGGGGUCAACAAGAUGUACCACGGUAUCCGUGACUACAACCCAGACCAUCCCAGAGUGCACCUGGAGAUGGAGAAGGGCGACACGGUGCUCUUCCACCCUCUGCUGAUCCACGGUUCCGGAAUGAACCAAACGCAGGGAUUCCGCAAGGCCAUUUCCUGUCACUAUGCGAGCGCCGACUGCUACUACAUCGACGUCAAGGGAACGACGCAAGAGAACAUCGAGAACGAAGUUAAAGAAAUCGCGAGCCAUAAGUAUGGCCUGGACGGCUCGAUCAGGUUUCAGGACACGUGGGCUUUCCGGGGUCGUCUGGUGCAAGGAGAGAGGACCUCACUGUGAUGGUGCCACACCGCUGCGCGCACACACACACACACACACACACACACACACACACACACCUCGGCAGCCGGGAUGAGGUUGGAAAGAGUAGCGGGGUAGUAGAGUGUAGAAGAGGAGGAGGGUGGAGAAGAGGAGAGUAGAAGAGAAGUGUAGGAGGAGAGUGUAGAAGAGGAGGAGGGUAGAGAAGAGGAGAGUAGAAGAGAAGUGUAGGAGGAGAGUGUAGAAGAGGAGGAGGGUAGAGAAGAGGAGAGUAGAAGAGAAGUAAAGAAGGAGAGUGUAGAAGAGGAGUGUGUAGAAGGGUAGUGUGUAGCUGAGCAGCUUUCCGCUCUAAAAUGUCUGUGUAGUAGAGAACUCUAAACUCUACUGUUAUGAGUUAAUGUGUGUGUAAGGCCUUUGCUUUGCUUGGGCUGGAUUAUGACCGUCUCUAACACCAUGCUGCCUUAAACUGCUGCUCCUGAUUAUUUUUUAAUUUAAGUAGCGUUGUUUUGUUCAUUUUUCAGUAAUGCAUUGUGGUUUUUGAAAAUUGUUGCUUUAAUACGUUAAUUUAAUUUCCUGAAUAAGUGUUACAUUACAGCCAUUUGAAUCCGUAUUCCCCAUCGAGAUGUCGGUUUGUUCUGGCUGUCAAACCGAUAGGCAUCGGGAGAAAGAACAAGCGCUCAGGAGCGCAAAAAGACUCAUUUAUUAUUAUUUUGUAAAAUCAGCUUGGGUACAUCACAAAAUCUCAGGAUGCAGGAAUGUUUUAAUAUUUAAUAUUAAUUUAAUUGCAGUGAGUAUUAGCUUGCCACUAAUAAAAUGAGCAGAUUGUCUGACAUAAUUAUUAGUAUUAAAAAAAGAAUUAUUUGAGUUCUGAAUUAUCUCUGUGUUCAAGUUGUAUUAAUAGCUUUACCCAAUAUUUACAAAGUAUGGUGAUACGAGCACAAAAUUCACUAUGGUAAAUAACUGACCAUUUUUUAAUCGUAUUAGGAAAAACAAACAAAAUUGUCAUUUAAAAAUUGUAUUAUUGUAACCCUCUGCAAUUGCCUGUUUUUCAAUUCACAAGGUUUUGUGUGUGAAUAGCACUUAUUCACUGUUGAAGACAAUAAAAAUACUACUAUCA